Molecule: messenger RNA, 318 nt
Organism: Racocetra fulgida
Lineage: Eukaryota; Fungi; Glomeromycota; Glomeromycetes; Diversisporales; Gigasporaceae
Source: the annotation of a GenBank genome assembly
CAGUUGAAUUCGUGGCUAGUGGUCAUUAUAAACACUAUUCGUCCGCUUCUGCUCUGCAAGAUAAAAUAAAAAGAUUAGAAUCUGAAAACCAAAAAUUAGCAAGGUCGUUAGAAAAGUCGAAUAAAGAACAUAAAUCUUUUAGCAUAAAGAUCGUACGAGCAGAGGAAGCGAAGCAAAAAUAUAUUUCUAACAUUCGGUCUAUUGCUCAGAAAUCAAAAAAAAUCACAAAAAAUCAGUUUAAAAUGGCAGUAAAAAAAAUGAUAAAAAAAAAUAAUAAUGAAUACUCAUCUGAAUUUGUUAGGCUUGCUACUACUAUAA